AUGGCAAAACAAGCUAAGCUUCACCGAUCCGAUCAGCGUCCUGAAUCAUACACCAGCUUGAACUCUUCAUCAGCCACCGUCAAGCCGCAAUUAUAUGUCUUCAGCUCCGUUAUUGUCAGAGCCUGGAAUGCCACUCACAAAACAUCGAUCGGCAUGACGAUCAAAGCCCCCGCGAGCGCGAGAAGCCCCGUCGGGUACGGGCCGCUGAAGUCCAGGCGGGGGUGCAAAACCUGCAAAGCCCGACGAGUCAAAUGCGGAGAAGAGAAACCGUUUUGCCUCCGCUGCACCAGCACAGGCCGGCACUGUGAGUACGCGGGCACAACAUACGGGACAUUCUCGUCUGCAUCGUCCGCAACCACUAGCGCCAUCGAGACCACGUUGGCACGAUCUCCAUCACCAACUUCAACGAGAGCAUGGCGAGAGCGCCGCGCAUUUGCAUACUACUCCCAACAUGCCGCACCGAUCCUUGGCGGCCUGGACGUCGAAUUCUGGAGUACUAUUGUCCCCCGUAUAUGCCAUAGCGAGCCAGCCGUCUGGGACGCCAUUAUCUCUAUUAGCUCGUUAUUCGAGAGCUAUAAGCCCUCCAACCCUGUUCACAAGUACCGAGAUGCGUUAGGGUGGUACUCGCGUUCUGUCUCUGCUGUUCGGCAGCAGAUCGAGCGCGGCGGUGCAGACGUCUUCGUGGGCUUGAUUAGUUGUGUCUUGUUUAUCUGCAUCGAGGCACUGCAGGGUGGCACGCAGGAGGCACUCAGGCUAUAUUCCCAGGGAACGCACCUAGCUCUGGCGCUUCGCGAACAAAUAGCCAGCGGUGUCGUUCCAGCAACCAAGGGUUCAUUGUUGGAGGAGACGAUCGUUCCGAUCUUUGCGCGUCUUAGCGUACUAGCCAAUUCCGAGUCCAAGGCAGCAGUCAAUGUUUUGUUGCGAGGUACAGACCGGCUCUUGAUGCCAGGUUUCAUCUUUCCCUCGCUCAAGGCCGCCCGCGAGGCAAUAUUUGUUCUCAUGGCUGAGACACAGUUAUUCCAGGAAGCGUGCGAAAAGCACCACGAUACCACAAAUGAGUACAAUGUCCCCGACCAUAUGAUCUCGCAGCAGAUGGCAAUAUUGUCGAGAUUGCGGACUUGGCAUGGAGCAUUUACUGCCCUAACCACUUCUCUACGUCAUCGAGAAACGCCGUUAUCACCCCAGCAAACCAAAACAAUCGCCCUCCUUUACACCCACCACGAAAUGCUCUACAUUAUAACAUCCACUUGCGUCUCCCGCUUCAAGACUACAACAGAUACCUGUCUGCCAAAUUUUCAAACAAUAGUCGAGCAGUCGCGCAUCGCACUCGACGCAUCAAACCGCCCAGACGGGACUCAGCCACCCUUCACAUUCGACAUUGGAGUCGGGUUUCCGCUCUGGUUUGCUGUUCUGAGAUGUGCAGAGCCCUUGACGAGACGCGAAGCAAUAACACUGCUAAAGCGGGCGCCGCAAGUGCAGGGCUUUUAUGCGAGGACUUUUGGCGUUAAUUUUGCGCAGGCAGUUGUGGAUGUUGAGGAGGCGUUUGCUAAGUCUAUGGCUGUGUCUAUCGAAAUGGAUAUAGGCAUGGCCGCGGUUGCCGCUACCACCGCCCCGAAAACACUCUCUCAGAGUCCUUCAGUGAUUUGCCUCGGCAGCCCAUGUAACAGCGGUAGGGUCUCAAUAAACAGCACUAGCAGAUCAGUAUCGAGCUCUUCAAGUCCACCUCCGACCCCAGCCAACCUGAAAAUACCCGAAGAAGCACGGAUAAAACCAUACGGGAUCUUUCUUCCGCGAAACGGGAUUCCUCCUGGGACAAAUGAGGAAGACGUCGCAAAGUGGAAUUUGAGUCCUAAUCAGCCGUUCCUGCAGUACUCCCGGAAUCUAAUUGACCCCGUAACUGGUGUUUGGAGGGUUGUUCAUGAGGUUAUUCCGAUUACAAUUGAUACUUGA
Molecule: messenger RNA, 1950 nt
Organism: Aspergillus nidulans FGSC A4
Lineage: Eukaryota; Fungi; Ascomycota; Eurotiomycetes; Eurotiales; Aspergillaceae
Exons: 2
Coding region: 1-1950 (649 amino acids)
Biological process (GO): regulation of DNA-templated transcription; DNA-templated transcription
Cellular component (GO): nucleus
Molecular function (GO): zinc ion binding; DNA-binding transcription factor activity, RNA polymerase II-specific; DNA binding
Source: RefSeq, a predicted model, not a curated record